AUGGGAAUUGUCGUUAGUGAAGAUGGAAAUCGCGGCCGUUCCGAACAAGAGAAGAUCGAUAUGAUAGUCGCCGAAAAUGACUACGGGUUAGUUAUGGUAACUCUCGAUCAAAUAUCUGUUUUCCUAGGCUCGUGGUGGACUUCAUCUCUUACAGGUCGUAUACAGACCUUCAAAAGUUAUACACAUAUCCCUUUAAUGAGUAUAAUAAACCAGGAAUGUGCUUCCCUUGGAAGUCUAGGUUUUUAUUUCGCUGGGGUUCCGGCAUGGGCGGUGUCAAUAUGUCUCUUUAUCUGUCGAUAUCAUCCUCUAGAGCGCUUAAUCGCCACUAUACAGAACCACUUUCCAAACAACGACACCGGAUCGAAGCUCGUGAGAGCAUCAUUCACCAUCUUACACUCUGCUACUAGAGGCGUUCUGUUAGUCCUCGCUAUGCAGACUUAUAUAUACUCCCUACUCCAAUCCCUCCAUUUAAUCCAUCAUACCUCCUUUCCAGGCAUUGGGUUCCUCGUGCCAUUUGGCGAGUUUGCUGCGAUGCAGCUCCCACAUUUUCCAGCGGAUCUCUCGGUUCACUCUCUGAGCGCGUUUGUGCUGAAUUUAUUUAAAGCCCCCUCCCUUUUCUAUAUAUAUGUCUACCUACGGCCUCUCAUCGAAAUCCGCCUAUAUCGAUUUAUUCGCAGACGACUGCCGAAGCCCAGCCUUUCGGAUGAUCUUUCCAUCAAGGUGGCUUUCGACAAUGACCUCAUUGACUGGAUGGUUCCUACUUUGGGGCGCCGAUCGGAGGAGGAGAUGCGACGCAGCAACUUGUCUUUUAUGGAUGACUUGCUAUAUGAGUUGAGCACUUUUCAACAGUGGAUGUCGUCUAAACUUAGCUUCAGACGCAAAAGGGCUACGCACGUCCCAAGACAGGCACCAGAUAUUUCUCGGGGACAAGAAUGCCCGGAAUCUUUGCCCGGGAAUACUGAGCACAUACACACUACACAAUCAUCUCAGCCGCCAAUCAGAUCCGCUACAGAUUCGCAUUUGCCGUUGCAAGAACAGCCUCACGAUCGAGAUAUUAUUGCGUCUAAUUCAAUGUCAAGUUCAGAUGUCGAUCCUGACGGGAGAAGGGCUAUAUCGGAUGAAGAGAACCAAAUUCCCUCACCCCCGGCCGAAACUGGGAAUGGGGAUAUCGUGGACCUAACUCCAUUAAGACGCGCCAGACACAACACUCCCACUGAGGACAUAUCUCCUCCACGGGAGCAAGAGGGUCGCCAUGACGAUGCUGGAAUUGAUGAAAGCACACGAGACUCACGCUCAGAUACACUACUCUCCCAGUCGUCUUCCACAUCUUCAUCUCAAUCAUCACCUCAAGUUCGAGCCCAAGUUAUUCAAAAUUCAGAUGUCAUUGCCAUGGAAUUACAGUUAGAGAGCCACCAUACCCAGGGCCAAGCGCAAGGAAAUCAUAGGCCUGGAAAUGACUCCAAUCGACCAGCCUUGAAUGGAGAGCCAGCUGACCGUCGAUCUAUAUCUGACUUUAUUGACUCUUUGUUAUCUAAUCAGGGUCAAAAUCUCGCUACUAUACUAAACUCCGAAACUAUGGAUAGCGACGCUCUUUCCAACCUGACCACUGGUGCCUCUCCCGAGGUUGGAGAUAACGCAACUCCGCUUGUACCUUUUGGUCGGCCAGAUGACACAACGGGAGAGCAACUAGCUCUUGAAUCCACAGUGGAGCCCCCUGUGUCAAGUUCAGUGAAUAUCUUGCCCGAUGUAGUGGAAGAGCCAUCUCAUGAUGAUACAAAUCUCCAGAUAUCUGACGUGCAGCCCAAUAUGGACAAUGAUCUUGAGUCGGAUAUUUUCCCACAUAUAUCAGACCCCAGUGUUCGUCCCAGUACAGCGACAGGUGCUCCCGCUGCUUCUUCUCCAGCUCACCGAGUUACAAUCCUCUCUGCCCUCCCAGUUGACUCUCUUGCGUCGCAUCUCGCAUCAAUGAUCACAACUGCUCUCUUUGUGCCUCUUGAAUCCUUCUACCUGAGAUCUCUUGCAGCAUCCUAUCUCUCAUCCACUGGAGCAUCCCCCGCCCUCAGAUCUGAUGUUUAUGGCCUUGGAGUCUGGUGCGGUGCCGGCUCGCGGUCAGAUGCCCUAGCCUACAUGGGGAAAAUGACCCUCAUGAUGGGAAUGCAAGCCGCCAUGAAUGUUAGUGUUUGGGGAAUCAUAUCGGGCACCGCCAUCAGAAUUGGAAGGAGAUGGUGUGGCUGGGGAUCACUGUAA
Messenger RNA from Aspergillus ochraceoroseus IBT 24754, 2247 nucleotides. RefSeq lists its product as uncharacterized. Bases 1 to 2247 code for a protein of 748 amino acids. The transcript has 3 exons. The record is from RefSeq and is a predicted model, not a curated record. NCBI's taxonomy places the organism in Eukaryota, Fungi, Ascomycota, Eurotiomycetes, Eurotiales, Aspergillaceae.